This is a messenger RNA of Orussus abietinus, 6015 nucleotides long. RefSeq names its product excitatory amino acid transporter (gene Eaat2). Gene Ontology annotation, biological process: L-glutamate transmembrane transport. The transcript has 11 exons. Gene Ontology annotation, cellular component: plasma membrane. Bases 32 to 1678 code for a protein of 548 amino acids. Lineage: Eukaryota; Metazoa; Arthropoda; Insecta; Hymenoptera; Orussidae. The record is from RefSeq and is a predicted model, not a curated record. Gene Ontology annotation, molecular function: L-glutamate transmembrane transporter activity; neutral L-amino acid transmembrane transporter activity; glutamate:sodium symporter activity.
CUCACGAUCGUCCACGGGCCGACCCGGUAAGAUGGAGGAAAAGUCCUCCGCCAGGUUCUCUGAGUACCUAUUCGCAAAAAUGGGCGGCCAGGAAGUUUCGGCCUCGCAGGGUCCCCGCAAGGUGACCGCGGACACGCGCAAGUGGAUGCGCGAGAAUCUGCUCCUCUUGGUCACCCUGUCCGGUGUUCUGCUCGGUGUGAUCCUUGGUUUUGGCCUUCGACCUCUGGCCCUAGGAGACGACGCGGUGAUGCUCAUGAGUUACCCCGGUGAACUCUUCAUGAGGUUGCUGAAGUUAAUGAUUUUGCCGUUGGUCAUCGCCAGCUUGAUAUCGGGGUCGGCGAGUUUAAACGCGAGGAUGAAUGGGAAGAUCGCAGUGAGGACUUUGUUGUACUUCAUCCUGACUUCAUUGUUGAACGCCAUUCUCGGGGUUAUUCUGGUGAUUCUCAUCCAUCCUGGUGACCCUGGAUUGAGGGAAUCAGUCAACACCGUCACUCACACGAGGGUCGUCAAUAUCCUGGAUAGUCUUCUAGACCUUGGAAGGAACAUGUUCCCAGAUAAUCUAUUCCAGGCAGCUUUUCAACAGGCCCACACGGUGUACGUUCCGAAGAAGCUGCCUUUUCAAAACGACACCGAGGAGUCGAACUCGGACGGAAUGCCCGAGGAAGAGCUGAUGCGAGUCAUCCAGUACAGAAGCGGCACCAACACCUUGGGUAUAGUCUUCUUCUGCCUGGUAUUCGGCACCUUCCUGGGCACCAUGGGCGACAAGGGGCAAGUGGUGAUAGACUUCUUCAAGGCGGUGUUCGAAGUCACCAUGAAAAUGGUAUCGACGGUCAUGUGGAUGACUCCGGUGGGGAUCACGUCGGUGAUAGCAGGAAAGAUCCUGGCGGUGGACGAUCUCGGCCUGGUGAUGUCGCAACUGGCCUGGUUCAUCGUAACCAUCGUAAUCGGGGUAUUUUUCUAUCAGCUGGUGAUCAUGCAGCUGAUCUACUUGGCGGUAGUGAGAAAGAACCCCUUUAAAUUCUACGCCGGUCUGGCCCAGGGCACCCUCACCGCCUUCGCCAUGGCAUCAACGGCUGCUGCACUUCCGGUGACUUUCCGACUGAUGACCGACAAGCUCAAAGUCGACCCGAGGGUCACCAGGUUCGUACUGCCAAUUGGCUGCAAUAUCAACAUGGAUGGCACUGCGCUCUUCGUGGCCGUCGCCAGCAUCUUCAUUGCCCAGAUGAACGGCAUCGUCCUGGGCUCCGGUGAAAUCGUCACGGUGAUUUUGACUUCGACGGCAGCAUCGGUCUCGUCGGCUUCCGUUCCCAGUGCUGCUCUGGUUCUUCUUCUCGUCGUCCUCAGCGCCAUCGAUGCUCCCGUUCACGACGUUUCCCUCCUCUUCGCCAUCGACUGGUUUGUAGAUCGCGUAAGAACCACCAACAACAUGCUGGGAGACUGCUACGCUGCAGCCGUCGUUGAACAGUUGUCGAAGAAGGAGCUGAUGGCCCUGGACGCGGCUGCAUAUCAAUCGGAAACGGUUCUGCCCACCACUAUUGCAAAUGGCUGCAUUUCGGCGAACAGGGUACCGGAUCCUGACACGAUCGUCGUCGAGAUGCAGGACGACUCGAGGAUCACCGGGAUCGCCAACGGCAUCGCUCUGAGGGUGCCGAGAAGUGUGACGGAGGCGACCGUCUGACCAGUGCCUAGGACUCCUUUCGUCGGACCACUCCGAGGAAAGGCGCCGAUGAGGGAAGAUUGGCACUUGCGUUCGAGUCCAAUCGGGUGCUCGUCCAGGAAUUCCCAAAAUGGAUCGCUAAAGGGUACAUACAGCACGGCGUGAAAGUGCCACCGAAUGUCGCUAACGGGUCCCCGCCAAGGUACCGAUCUCGAUCGGAAAUGGGCUCGAAACUUCCCCUCCGAUUUUUUCUGAACCCUUUCGUCGACGAGAGGAUCCUUUCGAUCGGCGACCCGAAGGUUGGUCGGAGUUCGUCGGUCGUGAUGGAAAAUCGGCACGGUCGCUCGGGAGAAAAAUCGUGAGCGUUUUCGUUAAUCGGGGAACCUUCUUGCCCACCUUCACCCAGUCAAUACCGAUCGGCUCGCUUCCGGCAGGAUUUCUCAAGGGAAGUCUGCCUUGAGAGUGUUCCGCUGCCGGAAGUGUCCGGUGGAUUCGUUGCCGAUCUUUUUCACGGAAGGCUUGCGCUUCCACGAGGGAUCGAGUCAAUAACGUGUAGCAAUAAUAGAAUUCAAGUAUACUCGAUGAUCUUUAUCUCUCAGUCUCAUUGUCAGUAUUUCGGUAGUCAUCAGCUGACCAAGCCUGGUCAUCGGGUUACCAGGUCGCGUAUAUUAGUAUCAAUUCUAUCCAGACGGACUCUACUCGGCAAUUUUUACGGCCCCAAAAAUCGGCAAGGACCAGGUUUUUUUACCUUUACAAUUCGCACUCUAGAACAGGCUCCUUCGAAAAUCGAAUUUCCAUUAGUGACAGGUUUUCCCGUAAUUUCCCAAAUUUUCGGUAAUCGUUGGGGGUCGAUUAGUGUUGCGAUCGGAGGUGCGUUGACUUUGAUCCUCUCGACUCUGCGGUGUUAUCUCGAUUUAAGGGGUCCUGAUUUCUCGGUCUCGACGCUCCGAAGGAAUCCGAUCCUCGAGCUGGCCGGUUCCGUUUAAUCGAUCGGAACGUUUCUUGCGAUCGAUCGCGCUCAUAUCGAGCGUCGAACGUGGGUGCCUUAAAUUGUACCGAAGGUGCUGAAAUCGAUGAAAGUACGCGCGUUUUAGACUGUGUUUGUCGUGGAAGGUAUUCGGUUCGCCGGGCUCGAGGUCGAUCGUUUGGUUUCCAAUUUGCGUUCAGAAAAAGAAUGUCAAAUCGAAGCGUAAUCACGUAUCACUAGACGCCCCACUUCGUCUCGAUUUCGGAUCUGAGUCGAUGGACCAUCCAACCUUUCAGGUCCAAAACCAGAAACCUGGUGACGGCUUAACCAAAAAGUAGUCUUGCUCUACCUCGGAAGAAAGAACACUGCCGAUCAAUUUUACGAGAAAAAAAAAAAUAAUAAUAACAAUAAGACUGCUGUUGCUCGUCUGAUUAGAGAGUCGAGCAUUCGAUACUGCUAACAAGAAAUCAUUUUCUUCACUGACACGGUAAACCGAUCCCGAGGAACAAACGGCAGUACGCGAUUCCUUUUUUCUUCUAAAGAAGUCAUCGAUAUCUUCUGAUUAAGAAGGGACACGAUAACCGCGUUUCUCUGUGAAAAAGCUAGAAAGGGUCGCUGACUCUUAUCGAUUCCAAAAGGCAGUAGUCAUUUUUCUAUGGCCUUUCUCUCUAUUAUGGGGAGCGGGAGUCUCUUAAGGCGGAGAGCACGAUGCUUUGUCUUUCGGAGGGGAAAUCAUUUUAAUAUAUAAUAUAGCACUGAUAACGGUAUUAUAUAUCAAUAAGUUUCUUCCGUAUCAAGCCAAGGAAGGUCUUCGAUAAAUAGACGCGUCUCCAGACACCACGUAAGGUCCGCUGAACAACCGGGAUAUAAAGGGAGCCGACGAUUGAUCUCGUGACUCAAUAGACAACGAUCUAUCGUCUCGAUUUUUAUCACGCGUCCGGCGAACCCGACUACUUUCUUCCCCUCAGCCUGUGGCACGAUAGUGGCAAUAAAUUGAACCGUAAAUGCGAUUUGAUCUCGUGCACUCGCACGCGAUUGAGUAGAAUACCAUAUGCACCGUGCGAUGCUAUCAUCGGAGUUAUCACGGAGGGUGAGUAGUUUAGUAAGGAAUUAUUUCUCGAAAUUACUCUCCCUUUUUUGCAAGAAAUCCGAGACAAAUUUACUCAUCACAAUUUGCCAUCCUUCCUCUGUAACACUACCAAGAUAGGGAUAGAUAACAGAUUAACACCUGAAGCUUAAGUUGAAUUUUUGGACGUUAUGAAUUCCCUUUUUGUCUUUCAUUUUCUGGGAUACCAUUUUGCAAUACCGAAUCAACGGAAAGGAACAAUAACUGACUUAGCUCUUCUCGAUAUGACGACUUUUGAAUGUCCAUAACAAAGUACGGAAAUGUUGAGCGAACAUUCGUCUACCGAGUCUUACUCCACUGUCGAUAUCUACUGAUGAAGUGGAUUGAUAUGCACGAGAAAACGUAAGCCAACCUUUAGAGCAACGGCGAGUGGAUUCAUUUUUCAAAUAUUCCGCGAUUUCAUGGCGUUUUUCGUAAUUUAAUACCCCUACUGAGUCAUGCUACGGUAGGUCAUAGGACAUGAAGAUCGGAUCGUACAUUUUGAUAAUCCUACGUCUAACUCUCAGUAAAUCACACCUUUCAUUAAUAAACGAGGCCUCCCAGCUGACACAUAUCAUUGUGACGUGAACAUUGCAUAACAAGUAUAACUUACGUAUGAACGAGUCUCGCGAACUUUCAAUAUUCUGGCUUAAGAAUUAUUGACAGAGUUUAUUAGAUGUGACAUAAUAAUCCGGUCUUACCGCUAGGGACAGCCUUCGAAAGCAUACAAAUUGUAAAAAAAAAAAAAAAAAUAGCGCGAUUGCGAUUUACUUCCCAGAAUGUCAGAAAACCAGCAAUCAGAGGUUCGCGAGAUUUGCUCACGGAAUUAAUUUCACUCAGAUGUAAUAAGCACGUAUCGAUUAUGCUGUAUAAAUUAUGUAACAUCCGUAUAACGAGGGGAUAUUAACAAGUGUAAAACUGUACGCGUAGGAAAUAGUUACUUGCAAGUAACGUGCGAUACCUGUCACGGAUAACGUCAUUAUCUUCAACAAGCCGGAGUGUAAGAGGCGAUUCUUUCGACCCGAUAAAUAAUGGCCAAUUUAUGCAGACGAGGACAAGUCGUAUUAACUUUUUCCAGUGACACUUUUCCUACGACAUCUCAUUAAACGAGUCUUUUAUACGUAGACUAACGAGCACAGAGUUCGACAUUUGUAAACGGAGUGCGUUUUACAUCCCGUUCAUAUAAUUGUUAUCUAGAGCGAAUAAACCGAACAAAUGCAGGACGCGUGCGAAAAUAUGUUGCAACAAUUCUCGACAAAGGGAAGGGUUAAUAAGGCGGCUCCUCGUUAUCAACAGCCACCGAGGUGGAUUUCUUUUUCCCGGAUCGAAAGUAUCGGCCGUCUCGAUACUCGAGCCUGUUGAAGACAAUGAUCGUUGUUUGACGAAGGAUGUUGACGACAUCUUGUCGAAUGUGUUAAUUAAUGAAUUAAUUUGCCGCUGAAUUUUCAGCCUAGGCCGACUCCGAAGUUCGGGUCAUCUUUGCGAGUUUUAACGCGACUCUUGACUUAAGUCAGCUGAUUUUAGUAGGCCGAAAGCUCCGUAGCCAGUUUUAGUGCUCCGGCCUGUUGAAGACAAUAAGUUUAGCCGUGGCAAUAUCCAUGCUGUACAAGGUGUUUCGUGUUUCCUGGAUAAUCAUGUGAAAGGGUGUAGAGUGCUGUACGACCGGCUCUCGAUUUUACAUCGGUUUUUUAAGGACUCGAGGGGUCUGGGCAAUCUGCGCUUUUCAAAGGCACCGUUUCAAUCAUUGUUCAUACAUCUAGGAUUUAAGAUCGUAUCGCGGACGAUCGAGUUUCGGCUCGUCGAUCUCCCGAUCGGUGAUCGAGGAUCUUCGAUCGGGACUAUCGCAUAUCUCCGCGAGUUACGCGAUUCGAGUGAUACGACGUAACGAAUCAUGGUGAAAGAUCGACCGCUCGGAAUUUCGGCUCGAGUUUUCGACCCUCUCAUGUGAUGGUUGGCUAUUCCUAUCCGUUUGCCAAUGACUUAUCGUUAGGUGCUAGAUAGGUCGACGUGUGUAUACCGUAGCUGCUAAGCUGAUGUACAGAACCAGAUACAGAAGGCGUAGUUUUAGCGGUUGUUGUUGUUGUUUCGAGUCGCAAGGCUCGCGAGUCCGAAAAAGGACUCGAAAUCGGGAAUCCGGAAAUGCACCGAUUCCCAGCUGCAUCGGGAUUACUCCGACAUGAUGUAGCUGACGGAAGACCAACUCUACCGAGAUAUCCCCUACGUAUUACAUAUACGUGUACCUAAGGUAAAAAGUGUUACGUCGGUAUGCAGAUUUAUACACGAAAC